AUGAUGGCACUUGCCGCUCCUCCGCUCAAUGAUCGCAAGCGCGUCAAGGUCUAUGAGCUUAAGAACAACGACUGGUAUGAUCGCGGCACUGGUUUUUGCGCCGGGCAGGUCUUGGCCAAUGACGAAGCGCGCAUAUAUGUACAGUCCGAAGACGAUGCGCAGCGCAUUCUGCUCGAAACGAGGAUCUCGCGCGACGACGGAUACCAGAGGCAACAGGACACACUGAUAGUAUGGACCGAACCAAGCGGCAUCGACAUGGCGCUGAGCUUCCAGGAGGCGGAUGGAUGCGCCCAGAUAUGGGAGUUUAUCACAGACAUACAGCAGCGUAUGCUCGCAAUGAACCCCAACGAAUACGACGGCCUGUCAGACGAGCUGGUAGAUGGACAGGGUCUGCUGUUGCCAAUGCCUGAGCUUGCAAACCUGCACCAGGUACAAGAGACAAUGCGCGCAGCUAGUCAGACAACUCAUGGCAGGGACGCCCUCGUGAAGUUCGUCAUGGCGCCCGAGACACAGUACCUGGCCAAGCUGUUACCGUUGGUCGAGCUCGCUGAGCACGUUGAGGACAUCCAGGCCCUUCACCGCCUGUGCACAAUUAUGAAGACGCUCAUCCUGCUCAACGACACUUCAAUUAUCGAACUGACCGUCUCGGACCAUGCAAUUCUCGGUGUCGUCGGCGCCCUCGAGUACGAUCCUGACUUUCCCAGUCACAAGGCUAACCAUCGCCAUUACCUGGCCGACGAGUCACGCUUCAAGGAGGUUGUUGCUAUUGACAACCCUGUCAUCAAGAACAAGAUCCACGCCACUUAUCGCUUGCAAUACCUCAAGGACGUUGUCUUGGCCCGUAUUCUCGACGACCCUACUUUUACAGUCCUCAAUUCACUCAUUUUCUACAACCAGGUCGACAUUGUUAACCACAUCCAGUCCAGCAAAGACUUCAUUCAGGAGCUUUUCACCAUCUUCACCACCACCGACUCGGAUGAUCAACGCAAGAAGGAUGCCGUGCACUUCAUUCAAACGUGCUGCUCUGUCGCCAAAAGCAUUCAGGCACAAUCACGGGCCCAUCUCUUCCAGAACUUCAUUCAUGGCGGCCUUCUUGAAGUUGUCACAUACGCUUUGCGCCAUCACCAGGCCUCUGUACGCGUUGCUGGCACCGAUAUCCUCGUUGCGCUAAUCGACCAUGAUCCUGUCAUGAUGCGCUCUCACAUUUUCCGCUCGAUCAAUCAAAAAACCAAACCACUCACGGACACACUGAUCGAGUUGUUGCUGGUUGAAGUCGAUCUAGGCGUGAAAGCCCAGAUGGCUGAUGCGAUCAAAGUCCUCUUGGAUCCUCAUGCCAGCUCAACUUCCAUGGACAUGUUAGGUAGAACCAACGGAGAUUUCAUGGCAAAGAUGAGGGGCGCAAAUCCCAAUUCCAGUGCUCAAAUGGAGAGUUUUGUCGAUAACUUCUACAACGAUGGUGCCAAGCGCCUAUUCCAACCUUUGAAAGACCUGGAGCACAACCAAAAUCUACAAACUAUAUCUGUACAGGAAGCCUCUCUCUUCGUCCAUUUGGUCGAAAUUCUAUGCUUCUUCAUUCGUCAACAUAAUUUCCGAAGUAGAUACUACAUCAUUGCUGAAAGCUUACAUUGUCGUGUGGCACAAUUGCUCUCUUGCCCCCAGAAGCAUUUGAAGCUAACGGCACUGAAGUGGUUCCGAACAUGUAUUGGUCUCAACGACGAAAGCCACAAUCGGAACAUGAUCGAAAACAGGAUACUCGACCCAAUUCUCGACAUUGUUUACCAGACGAUGCCCCGGGACAACCUUCUCAACUCGGCCUGCCUCGAAUUAUUUGAGUUCAUCAAGCGUGAAAACCUCAAACAACUCAUCGUACCGCUGGUCGAGGGCUACAGGGAAAAGCUGCUCGGCAUUACCUACGUCAACACUUUUGGAGCCCUAGUCCUCAAGUAUGAGCAAAUACAGAGCGGUUACAAUCCUGAAGACACAAGUUUUUCUACUCAAGGGGGCGAAACACCAAACCGAAGUCAUGUUGCAGGUGGCCAGCGUUGGCAAGGACUCAAAGACACAGACGCGGAAGAAGAAGCUUAUUUCAACGCCGCAUCAGACGAAGAGACCGAAGACGAGAAUGCAGCCUCACUACCCGAGACCGUAGUUGCGAAGACGCCCGAGGGCGGCCCCCCUAUGCGGCCUCUCGUAUCUUAUCCAGAGGAUGAGGAUGAGGACACGAUGGAGAUGCUUGCAGCAUCACCAAGCACGCCUGCCGAAAAGAAAGAGCCAGUCAUCGAAUCAUCAACACCGGAAAAACCGGGAUCCCCGCCGUCGAUCGUGCCUGAGAAGAGAAGACGUGAAGAUGACGACGAUGAUGACCUGGAAAAGUUGGCGGGUGCGGUUCCAGCCAAACGACGCAGCUCUGUUAGUAGCAUAAGCAGUGUGCGCAGCGACAUGUCGGCUGCCAACUUGGAUUCACCCACCAGCUCUCAACAACAGAACGGAGCAAGCAUGCCUACGCUUAGGAGGAAAGGGAGUUUACGCAGCAAGGACGAAAAAGGAAUAAGCAUUGGACCCAUCUCGCUGUCUCUGUCAGGAAAGACGAGCAACGAGGAAGGAGGCGGAUAA
Aureobasidium pullulans EXF-150 is the source of this 2613-nucleotide messenger RNA. RefSeq names its product DUF625-domain-containing protein. The coding region runs from base 1 to 2613 and encodes 870 amino acids. Gene Ontology annotation, cellular component: nucleoplasm; protein phosphatase 4 complex. Gene Ontology annotation, molecular function: protein phosphatase activator activity. The transcript has 6 exons. Lineage: Eukaryota; Fungi; Ascomycota; Dothideomycetes; Dothideales; Saccotheciaceae. Gene Ontology annotation, biological process: DNA damage response; protein dephosphorylation. The record is from RefSeq and is a predicted model, not a curated record.